AUUUCCAGAUGAAGCUGUCGUUAUUUCUGGUGCUAGUCUUUGGACUAGCCUUCACCGUCAACAUCAAAGGAAGCCCCGUGAAAACCACGCGUGCGUUGCAAGAUGAUCUGGACGAAUUUAUGGCACUGAUCCCGAAGAUGAAAGUGGCGACGAUAUUCUUAGACUACAUGAGAAAUGACGCUGAAGUGCAGGCAGCAAUGGCGUACAUAAAGUCGGAAGAUUUCCAUCAACUGGUCAGAGCGAUCGAGAAAAUGGAUCAUGUCAAAGCGUUGUAUAAGUACCUAGCCGAUUCAGGAUUGAACAUUUACCAAUUGAUCAACGGGAUCCACGGAUUCAUCGGGAUGGAUCCAUAUGAGCCGUUCAUAAUGAUGAAAUCGACCCGAAGAACUGGAGGUAUGGCUGGACUAAUUGCUGACAUCAUGGCAGUGCUUCCAAAGGAGAAGUUCAAAGCUCUGUACUACGAGAAGCUAGAAACGUCGGAAGAAUUCAAGAAGUUGAUCGAGAGGCUGAAGGCUCCAGAGUUCCAACAGGGAAUCGAUCUUAUAUUCACCAACGAGGAGAUCCAGUUCAUUUUCCAGAAGAUGAACGCAGCUGGAGUAGACGUCAAAGCUAUUCUAAGUGUUCUGUCGACCUUAUUAGGCUAUGAAUUUCCAGUCGUGCCUUCCCCUUCGGUGCUACCGAGUGUUAAGGAAGGAAGAACACUGCAUAAUGACUUGGAUGAUUUCAUGGGACUCUUGCCGUUGAAGGAAAUCACCGAAGUUGCGAUACGUUACUUGGAAUACGAUGAAGAAGUACAGUCGGUUGUUGAUUACAUCCAAAGUGACAAGUUUCAUGAAUUGGUGAAGUUAAUAGAAAAAAUUGAAGAUGUGGUCCAAUUCUUGGAUUAUUUACAAGAGUCGGGUUUAAAUGUGUACCAGCUUAUUGACAAAAUACACGACUUCAUUGGACUUCCUCAUCUUCCUAAACCAUCAGGAGGGAUAAAAAGAGUGAGUACUUAUGGAGUUGCUGGGCUAAUCGCGGAAAUCAAGGCGCUUUUGCCACUGGAAGAUAUCAAAGCGAUGUACUAUCACAAACUAGAGACCUCUGUGGACUUUAAGCAGCUUGUAAAACGCCUUCAGUCGCAAGAAUUCCAGAAGAUUGUCGAUACUCUUGUCGUGAACCAAGAAGUCCAAGCUAUUGUUGCAGCAGCUGAAAAAUUCGGCAUUAAUGUUAAAGCUUUUGCUGAUUUACUUUCGACGAUAUUUGGUUUUGAGUUUCCAGAAGAUUUUUUUGACCCGAGAUCGAUGAAGCGAUCUUUGAAUGAUGACUUUAAUGACUUCAAGGCACUAUUGCCAUUAGAAGCGAUCAACGAAGUUGUGAAGAAUUAUCUUGAACAUGAUAAAGAAGUUCAAUCGGUUAUUGAAUACGUCCAAAGUAAGGAUUUUCGUGAAUUGGUUAGAUUAGUUGAAGAAAUCGAGGAUGUGAUAAAUUUCUAUGGUUAUUUACAUGAAUCUGGUUUGGAUGUUUACCAUCUUGUAAAUAUGUUGCAUGAUUUUCUUGGAUUACCGCAUUUGACACCUCCAUCUUCCUUAAAACUGAAGAGCGUCGCCACAAAUGGUGUUGCUGGGUUGAUCGCAGAAAUCAAAGCACUUCUUCCGCUAGAAGAUAUCAAAGCGAUGUACUAUCACAAGCUAGAGACCUCUGUACACUUCAAGCAGCUUAUAGAACGCCUGCGAUCGCCUAAAUUCCAAGCAAUCAUGGACACUCUGCUCGCAAAUCAAGAAUUCCAAGCAAUUUUAGCAGCAGCCAAAAAUUACGGUGUUGACGUAAGAGCAUUAGCUGAUUUGUUGUCUACAGUUUUUGGUCUUGAGUUCCCUUCAAAUAUUAAUUUUUACCAAACCAGAGCCAAACGCUCCCUUCGCGAUGACUUAGAUGACUUUGUAAGACUUUUGCCCCUCAAAGAAAUGAAAAAAGUAGUCAUACUCUACGUUGAACAUGAUGAAGAGGUCAAAUCAGUCAUUGAAUACGUGCAAAGUAAAGAGUUUGUUGAAUUGGUGCAAGUAGUAGAAUCCAUUGAAGAUGUUAUCAGCUUCUAUGACUACCUUCAUGAAUCCGGGUUGAAUGUUUAUGACUUUGUUAAUAAGUUGCAUGACGUCAUUGGCCUUCCUCAUCUUCCUAAGCCAUCAGGAUCUCUGAAAAAAGUAACUACCAAUGGAGUCGCUGGUCUGAUCGCUGAAAUCAAAGCACUUUUGCCGUUCGACGACAUUAAAGCGAUGUACUAUUACAAAUUGAAAACAUCCGUCCAUUUUAAACAACUCGUUGAACGGUUCCAAUCUCCGAAAUUCCAAGCGAUCAUUGACACCCUCCUCGCGAACCAAGAGUUCCAAGAGAUCAUCACAGCAACUAAAAAGUUUGGGAUCGACGUCAGAGCUAUCGCUGAUCUGCUUUCAACUAUGUUUGGGCUUGAAUUUCCUUCAAGUAGUAAAAGUCUUAGAAGGAGUAUCACUGACCAUUUGAACGAUUUCAUAGUUUUGUUGCCGUUUGAUAAAAUCGCAAAUAUCGCUAUUGAUUAUAUUUUGAACGAUGUUGAAGUCCUUACUGCUGUUGCGUACCUAAAGUCGGAGGAAUUCAAGGAUUUGAUGGUCAGGGUGGAAAACGACCCAGAAGUUGUUGAGUUUUUGGAUUAUUUGAAAGGAUUAGGAGCAGAUUUUCAUAAUUUGAUUAGCACUAUCAACGAUUUAUUGGAUAUUCAUCCACAAUUUCAGCACGGAAAAUUGACCGCAAUACAUUCAGUUGGAGGGAUUCAAGGAAUGUUGAACGAAAUCCGCAAAGUGAUUCCUUACGAAGAAAUCAAGGCUUUGUACGAGCACAAAAUAAAACAUUCUGAAGAAUUCAAGCUCUUUCAUGAUCAGCUAAAGAGCCCAGAAUUCCAAGCUCGUGUUGAUAAGCUAGUCAUGAACCAUAACCUGCAGGAAUUGGGGGCACAAGCUCAUCAGUACGGAAUUAGCAUCAACAAAAUCACUGAGUUUCUUUCCGAGCUGCUUGGUUUGAAAUUCCCGGAGUAUCCAAGUCUUCCAGCUUCUCUGCGAAGAAGAGUGUUCAAGAGCCUCAACGAUGAUCUGGAUGAAUUUCUUGCGCUGGUGUCCUUUCAGGAGAUCAUCUAUACUGUUGUUGACUACGUUUUGCAGGACGACGAGGUCCAUAAAGUUGCAAUUUACCUUCGCUCGGAAGAGUUCAAGGUGCUGGACCAAGCUUUGCACCAAAUUCCGGAGUACAAUGACAUUUUGAAGGAGUUGAGUUCUAUUGGAUUCAAUGUUGAGAAAUGGAUCAAUGAUAUUCACAGUUUUCUGGGUAUUGAUCCCUAUCAACUUGGUUUUAAGAGGAAUUUUUCAAAUUUCAAAGAACCUGGAAUUACUGGACUUAUUGAGGCUAUCAAAGCAUUGCUGCCCUACGAAAACAUCAAGAAUCUUUAUCAUGAGAAGUUAGAAACUUCGGAAGAUUUUAGAUUAUUUGUGGAACUUAUCAAGUCAUAUAAAUUCCAAAAACUCACUGACACACUUUUUGCGAAUAACGAAUUCCAGAGUCUGCUCCACAAGGCUAAAAGUCACGGGAUCAAUUUAACAGUUAUUUCAGACUUCUUUUUGCGGGUUUUUGGAAUUACAACACCUUCAGGCGCCUUUGAAUCCAUGUAAAAUUAUUAGAAAUAAAUCAUUCUUAUCUAGAUUACUACUUUCAUACGGUUACCAAAAUAAAUAAUUAAUUUUGUUGAUUUAU
This is a messenger RNA of Cotesia glomerata, 3753 nucleotides long. RefSeq lists its product as uncharacterized. Bases 9 to 3671 code for a protein of 1220 amino acids. NCBI's taxonomy places the organism in Eukaryota, Metazoa, Arthropoda, Insecta, Hymenoptera, Braconidae. The record is from RefSeq and is a predicted model, not a curated record. The transcript has a single exon.